AUCCACAGACAAGUUAUUUUAAUAAUUGCAUUUGACAUUAGUUGCAAGCAAGUUGACUAGUAAUCUCGGACAGUAUAGAUAAAAUCUCUUGCAAUGGGUUUACACGUUUUCUGGCCUGCCACAGCCUGCCUAACCCUCUUUGUGGUUUGCGUCAUAAUUUUAUUGCUGAAAUAUGGCGCACGUGCCUGCAAAUUGCGACACGAACCACUACCAUCUGAUGAAGAAUGGGAGGGUAAAGCGUACACCAGAAAACUGUCUGUUUCUGUCUAGCAUGAGAAUGAACAUUGAUCUGAAAAAAUUACCUUAGAUUAAGUAAUGUUUUUAUCACAGAUAAGAAUAUUGAUUAGAAUUUUUUGCGAUAGGCCGGAGACUCAAAGAAAUAACUUCCAAAUUUGCUUCGAAUUUUUUUUUAUAAAAAUGAAAGUUAAAAACUAGAAGCUUUUCGGUAACUUGAUAUUUUCUAAACACGCAAAUCUCGUAUAUUAUUGCAUAAACUUAGUAUUAGUCAUAAGAUAAAUGAUCUAUUCCGUCCAUUUGCUGCAUACGUACUACUAUGUUUUUUUAUUAACAUGAAUGCAUACAUGUUUCUUCGGAAAUCAAUAUGCAAUAAUUGUUUAAAAAAUUCUUAUGAAAUCUCAAACUAGCAAUAAGAUGUCGAAAGAAAACCAAUUUUAUAUCCGUCCAUCUCUUUUGAGAUUAUUUGAUAUGCUCUUAUUCGAAACGAUUUUUUAAUAAUAUUGACAAUCAAACGCAAUUUUGUAAUUUUUGUAUACAUUAGUAAUACAUUUUACAA
Molecule: messenger RNA, 793 nt
Organism: Linepithema humile (Argentine ant)
Lineage: Eukaryota; Metazoa; Arthropoda; Insecta; Hymenoptera; Formicidae
Gene: wrm2
Product: wurmchen 2
Source: RefSeq, a predicted model, not a curated record